This is a messenger RNA of Patiria miniata (bat star), 3104 nucleotides long. Its product is annotated as neuronal acetylcholine receptor subunit alpha-10-like. The transcript is spliced from 9 exons. The record is from RefSeq and is a predicted model, not a curated record. Bases 1 to 1479 code for a protein of 492 amino acids. Gene Ontology annotation, molecular function: transmembrane signaling receptor activity; acetylcholine-gated monoatomic cation-selective channel activity. Gene Ontology annotation, cellular component: postsynaptic membrane; neuron projection; synapse. Lineage: Eukaryota; Metazoa; Echinodermata; Asteroidea; Valvatida; Asterinidae. Gene Ontology annotation, biological process: nervous system process; monoatomic ion transmembrane transport; chemical synaptic transmission.
AUGCCGUGCUUCUGGACCCUCGCGUUUGCAGUUAUUUGUUUCGCCACGGGAGCAAUUGCGUCGGAGGAGCAGUUUCGUCUCAUCGAUGACAUCUUUUACAAGAAGCGAUACAACAAGGUGGUCCGGCCUGUCAUUAACGAGACCACGCCCAUACUGAUCACCACGGAGCUGUACCUGAGCCAGAUCAAUGACGUUAAUGAGAAAUUUCAGACGAUCAGCACCAUGGUGUGGCUAACACAGCGUUGGACGGAUGAAUAUCUGCAGUGGGACCCGGAGGAAUACAACGACCUGACGGCUAUUCGGUUGCCUUCCAGCUUGGUGUGGUUACCAGACACGGUGCUCUAUAACACUCGUGAGACGUCCAACGCGCAGCUGAUGUCCAUCGAAACCACGAUGAUCAUUAACCACGACGGUAGCAUCGACUGGAGUGCACCCAUCACCUUGAUCAGCCAGUGUAGCGUCAACGUUAACUUCUACCCUUUCGACGCCCAGAGGUGUAAGCUUAAAUUCGGCUCUUGGCAGCACGACGCCAGGUUUAUCGACUACCCGGAAGCAAUUGCCGAUGCAAGCAUGUACCAACAUAACGGAGAAUGGGACACAUUUGAGAUGUCAGUCAAGCGCAACGUCAAGAUCUAUGCCUGCUGCCCGGACAGGCAGUACCCCGACGUGACCUUCACGCUGAUCCUGCGCCGCAAGCCGCUGUUCUACGUGGUCAACCUGAUCAUCCCGUGCGCCCUCAUCUCCGCCAUGUCCAUGGUGGAGUUUAUCCUGCCCUGCAACUCCGGGGAGAAGGUCUCGCUGGGCAUCACGGUGCUGCUGUCGCUGACGGUGUUCAUGUUGGUGGUCGCGGAGAACAUGCCGGCCAACAGUGAUGAUAUACCUAUCAUUGCACGAUACUACAUCGUGACAAUCUUCCUCGUCUCCUUCUCAACCUUCAUGACGGUGAUCGUGCUCAACCUCCAUCAUCGCAAGUACCGAGUACCAAACUGGGUGCACAGUAUAUUCAUUGGCGGUCUGGCUCCCGUCUUCUGUCUCAAGGUAAGCAGCCGCCGUACCAAGAACAUCUACAACAGCCGGAAGCACCACUUCCAGCUGGUGCCGACAGCUAGCACGGCCACCACGUACCUGGACCAGGACUCCUACAUGUCCAAGGAGGAAGCUUCCAGCAUGAACAACACUCCUGCUCACGGGCAUACCGAGGCCCCGUACACAACUCAGAGCCAACCUCGGAGGCCGUGGGACUGGAAGGAGCAAGCCCUGAUGGACUGCCUGACCAACGUCCGGUUCCUGGCCCAGCGGUUCGCCGAGAGAGACCGCGAAGAAGAGAUGGCCAAUGAGUGGCAGAGCGUGGCCAAGGUCAUGGAUCGCUUCUUCCUGUGCGCAUACAUCAUCUGUGUGGUGGUCAUGGAUGUGGUCAUCGGCAUGCAGAUCUUCCAGGAUCACGGCAUCACCGACGAGGCGCUGAAAUCGGCCGAAUAAAACUGGUAACUGUUUCAUCUGUGAACGUUUGUGUAGCGGUUUGCUGUAUGCACUGGCGGUUUGACUGGCUGGGUAGUUUAUGGAAGACAGACCUGACUGCAAGGAUCAUCGAUGAUUCAAGUAAGUGACUUUAUUGGAUUAUGGUAAACCAAGACUACGGUUUGUGAUGGUUAAGUGAUUUGCAGCAUCACUGGUUCUUAGGUACCUUCGUGACUGGUUAAUGGCUGUAAUGGAAAAUAUGGAGGAAUAAUAAAUGAUUCAAAUAAGUGACUUUAUUGGAUCAUGGUAAACUAAGACUACGGUUUGUGAUGGUUAAGCGGUUUUUCAGCGUCAACUGGCUCUAGGUUACCUCCUUGGGUGGUGGAUAGCUAGUUAUUGGAAAAUAUGGAGAAACAGCAAUGGUUAAACUAGGCCUACAUGUUUAUGUUUAACUUUACGUUUUAUGGAGCGUGGUUUACUGAAGAAUUUGGAUAUUUAACUAGAACAGCUUAUGGUGCAGAGUAACCGUCUUGAACUCACCAAUUUCGAAAAUUGGGUUAAAUAUUAGUUAAUAAUCCUUACUAGUGCUCAAGUUGGAUGCAAGGUUAUGAGUUAGUCCGAGGUAAAAGGUUCAACCGUUCCAGAGGGCAAUUAUUGUGAAAUCGGUGCUUGUGGAUACCAAUUCCAGCCGUAAGAGUACAAAGGACAUUUUGUUAUUCACUGAAAUGGUAUCGCCCACGCGAUACCGGUUUUCAAUUACAGUGAUGAAAAUACGGAGUUUGUAUGAUAUAGGUGAGCUGCCGAUGUCACUGAAAUAAGGUUGUUAAAACAACUUUGCACGAACCUCAAGGCGGCAGAAAGAUGGUAUGUUUACAGGAAAAAUUACUAACAAUUGUUAAUACAUUCUAAAUAUUCACAUUAUCAUUUGAUCUUUAUGUAAAUAGCAUCGUGUUGUGAUAUUUGAGACUUAGUCUAUAAAGGUGCAAAUGGUGAAAGGGAUCGGGCAUUGAGAUGGAGUGGAUUAACUUGAGAUAAUUUUGGAGUAACUUUGAAACAAAUUGCGGAGGAGUCAUGAGCACGUUCAGUUUUAACCGUCAAUGACAUUUUAAACAAAUGUCAUAUCAGUCUUGUAGCUGGCCAUAAAAGAUGUCAGACACUUUUAAUUCGUACAAAUUGACGUCAACAAAAAGGUUUUGCGUAUGAACGUGUUCCACCUGUGGAUCCAACUGCUGGUACAGUGUACGUGAGUGACUAUUGACCUACUUGACAAGUGUAUUGUGCAUAUUUUAUGAAUGUUUUACCUAUAGAGGUUGUGUUAAGCUGGGAGUUUGUACAUAUAGGGUGCAUUUUUUUUCUCAUGCUCAAGCGAAAGUCUUGGAGUGAAGUGAGUUUUUUAUGAACGCUUUGAAAAAGAAACUAUUCAUAACUUAGUCUUGGUUAGUUCCUUGUAUACACAACUGUACAGUGAAUUGUACUACCCUUUUCCUUAAGUGUAAACUAAUUAAGAUAAAUAAAGGUUGCCUAUUGUAUCUAAUGUCGUGUUCCAAAUAUCACCUUGAUGGUGCUCUUUUGUGCAUAUGGUUUUUGAAUGUUAAUGGAUGUUUUAAUGCUCAAUAUCUUUCCCCAGUACAACCACGUGUUAUUUG